AUGCAGACUUCUUCUACAAACAUUUGUGAAAGAAUGGGUCACUCUCAGGAGCUCAGUAAAUUCAAGCGUGGUAUCGUGAUAGGUUGCCACCUGUGCAAUAAGUCCAUCCAUAAAAUUUCCUUGCUACUAAAUAUUCCAUGGUCAACUGUUAGUGGCAUUAUAACAAAGUGGAAGCAACCGGAAACAACAGCAACUCACCCACAAAGUGAGUGGGGUCAGCGCAUGCUGAAGCUCACAGAAGUCGCCAACUGUCUGCAGAGUCAAUAGCUAAAGACCUUUAAACUUUGUGUGUCCUUCAGAUUACCACAACAAUAGUGCGUAGAAAGCCUUAUGGAAUGGGUUUACAUGGCUGA
Molecule: messenger RNA, 353 nt
Organism: Staurois parvus
Lineage: Eukaryota; Metazoa; Chordata; Amphibia; Anura; Ranidae
Source: the annotation of a GenBank genome assembly